Nymphaea colorata (pocket water lily) is the source of this 1971-nucleotide messenger RNA. RefSeq names its product ATP-dependent zinc metalloprotease FTSH 3, mitochondrial-like. NCBI's taxonomy places the organism in Eukaryota, Viridiplantae, Streptophyta, Magnoliopsida, Nymphaeales, Nymphaeaceae. Gene Ontology annotation, cellular component: m-AAA complex. The record is from RefSeq and is a predicted model, not a curated record. Gene Ontology annotation, biological process: mitochondrial protein processing; protein-containing complex assembly. Gene Ontology annotation, molecular function: ATP-dependent peptidase activity; metalloendopeptidase activity; ATP binding.
AUGCAGGAGGCUCUUGAUCCCAACGUCGGCCAAUCAGAAAUCGAAGAACUCAAAAAGGAACUGCAUCGCAUGGAGCUGCGUUAUGCCAGUCUCAUCAAAGAACAAGCUAAGAUCCUUUCCGAAGCCGAAAGAGCUAUCGAUAAGCGUGAGACCAUCGAAAUUCGCAAGGAAAGUAUGGGCACCGAAAGGCUCAAUGGGCCAGCCAAGCACUGCCAGCGAAAGAAGAAAUUCGAUAUUACCAAGAACGUGAAUAUCAAAUUCACGGAUGUAGCUGGUCUUCACGAAACCAAGAGAGAAGUGCAAGAAGUCGUCGAUUUCCUCAAAAGACCGGAAAAAUACCAUGCACUCGGUGACAUUCCAAAAGGAAUCCUCCUUACAGGACCACCAGGAACAGGAAAGACGCUAUGCAAAGCAUGCGCAGGUGAGGCAGGAGUGCCUUUCUUUUCAGUUUCAGGGUCAGACUUUGUCUAAGUUUUUGUAGGAGUGGGCGCGUCAAGAGUGAGGACUAUUCCAUCAGCCAAGUAGGCAUCACCUUCCAUUAUCUUCAUCGAUGAGCUGGAUGCAGUGGGCAAGAAGCAAAAUAAGAUGGGAUCAAAUGAUUAACGCGAAAGCACACUCAAUCAGCUGCUGGUGGAAAUGGAUGGAUUCGGAACUAACAGUGCAGUCAUCGUCAUGGCUGCUACUAAUCGCAAGGAAAUCUUGGAUAAUGCUCUCGUGAGAGCUGGUCGUUUUGAUCGCUAGGUAGAAGUUGGAUUGCCUGAUCUCAGAGGAAGAUACGAGAUCCUGCUGGUUCAUCUUACUCCUCUCAAGCUCUCGCCCAAAUUCACCAAAUAAGAAUACGCCAAGCGCAUAGCCGCCCUCACUCCUGGCUUCAGCGGAGCAGAACUGGCCAACUUGUGCAACUAGGCCGCUAUCCUAGCAGCUCGUUGCGUCAAGGAUGUUGUCGAAAUGAUGGACUUCGAACUCUCCUCAUAGCGAGUCAUCGGCGGCGUCUAGCGUAAAGGCUUUGUAUCGAUAAAGGAGAAGAAGACUGUAGCAUACCACGAGAGUGGACAUGCAGUUGUAUCAUGGUUGGAAGGCGCUGAUCCUCUGCUCAAGGUCACCAUCAUUCCAAGGUCAAAAGGAGCUCUAGGAUUUGCCCAAUACUUCUUGAAUGAAAACCAACUGCAGUCAAAGGAAGACUUGUUGGACCGCAUUUGCUUCAUCCUUGGAGGUCGCUGCGCAGAGCAGCACUUUUUCAAUGAGGUGACAACCGGCGCGUACGAUGACUUGGAGAAGGCCUAUAACUUGGCUCACGCGCUGGUGGUUAAGUUCGGCAUGGACAAGGAGCUAGGGUAUAUUGCAUUCCCAGAUAUCCAGUAUACUAAGCCUUACGGUGAGAAGGUAGAGGCCCUCAUCGACCGCGAAAUCAAGAAAUCAUUGAUGAAUGUACGCAACGCACCAAGCUUUGAUUGUCAAGCAUUAGCACCACAUCAAAAGGGCCAAUCACUCCCCCCGAAAGGAGUUCAUCAACUCCUACCACGUCAACGAAGUCCUCUCCCCUACUACAACCCGCUUGAAGACCCCUACCUCAGCGGAUUCUUUAGCAACUAUCACGUGUCGCGCCAUCUCACCCGCUCCGGCCUCAUCUACAGUCCCCGCAAGGAGUACCCCUACUCCGAACGCCGCCUCACCAACUUCAACAAAUUCCUCAGAAGCAACUCGCACAUCAUCCCGCCCACCAAUAUCCUCCGCCGCAGGGACAGCUACUCCAGGGGGAAAAACCUCAGCCAGGAGAAUCCGAGUGACUACCAGUCCACUCGCAGCCAGCUCAUGAAAAAGCUCUCGGAUAGUGACUUUUUGCUGACUCCUCCCAACCUGCAGAUGGGGGACAUUCUAUCGAAAAGACCAUCGACUACUCGCGGGAGCCAAUCAUCGGAACGGGCCAUCCACUAUAAGCAGAGGCAGGGGUCCAACAGUAAGGACAGGUGA